GGGCAGGGCUAAUAAAGCUAGGGGAAAAGAAGAGAGGGAAGGAGGCGAGGGAACACAACCAGAAAGACAGAGAGAGCGACACAUUACCUGAGUCUUAUUGUGAAACAAUAAGGAGGAUAGUGGAAGGAUUCUCUAUAAUAAAAAUCAUAAAAAUGGCGCUUUUACUUCUAAUAAAAACUAGUUAACUGUUUGAUUUAUUGGGACCUCAUUCAAAGACACUUUUUCUUUACCUUCUCAAGUUGUUGCACUUUAAUCUGUUGCACUGGACCUGCUGAGGAAAACACAAGGCCGGAGGACUGGCAUCAGACGGAGACAGGCUGCUCUCAAGCCGCGAAGGAAGCUUGAGCGCAGGCUACGCAGAGUGAUGAGGACGGCCAGACGGGCGAGCAACGUGGAGGUGCCCUCCUUCCUCCGCAACCUGGUCAAAGAGACGGAGAAGAUGGUCACCUUCUUCUUCAAAGGCGGACCCAGGGAACGAGAGUCUGGAGAGGAGGACAAUUCCGAGGAGGAGGACUCAAUGCCGAGCCCUUACCUGGACCACCCCAUCUUGGAGAAGCACGUGUCAGAGGGGGGGUCCAACUUGGUGAACUAUGCUGUGGCGAGCAUGCAGGGCUGGAGGUCUCAGAUGGAAGACGCCCACACCUGCAUGCCCCAGCUGAAAGGAGACCUGAGUGACUGGGGAUACUUUGCUGUGUUUGAUGGACACGCAGGAAGCACCGUGGCACAGUACUGCUCCAGAAACCUGCUGGAUCAUAUCCUGGCUACAGGUGGGGUUAAAACCGAAGAGGACCCGGAGCAGGUCAAGGAGGGCAUCCGUGAGGGCUUCCUGGACAUCGACCGCCACAUGCACAAACUGGCUCGCCAGGACAACUGGGACAGAAGUGGCACCACCGCAGCAGCCGUCAUGAUUUCACCAAACUAUGUUUACUUCAUCAACUGCGGGGACUCGCGCACCCUGCUGUGCCGCAAAGGCCAGGUGGUCUUCUACACCGAGGACCACAAGCCGUUCAACCCCAGGGAGAAGGAGCGCAUCCAGAACGCCGGAGGCUCGGUGACGCUGCAGAGAGUCAACGGCUCGCUGGCCGUCUCCAGAGCGCUGGGGGACUUUGACUUCAAGGAGGUGGACUGGAGGCCGCAGACGGAGCAGCUGGUGUCACCAGAGCCAGAGGUGUAUGAGAUGGAGAGGACGCCCGAAGACGAGUUCCUGAUUCUGGCAUGCGACGGGGUCUGGGACGCCGUCGGCAACGAGGAACUGUGCAGCUUCGUGCGUAGCCGUCUGCAGGUGUGCGAUGACCUCAGAGAGAUUUGUGCCCAGGUCAUUGACCUGUGCCUCUAUAAGGGCAGCUUGGACAACAUCAGCAUCAUCAUCGUCUGCUUCCCCGGCGCCCCCCAGGUGUCACAGGAGGCACUGCAGAAGGAGGCAGAGCUGGAGCAACAGAUUGACACGAAAGUGGAAGAAAUUAUCCAGAUGAUGAAGACCAGAGAUGAGGACCCCGACCUCCUGUACGUGAUCAAAUACCUUGCAGCAGAAGAGAUGCCGGGGCUCCCACCAGGAGGAGGCAUCACCAGCAAGAGAGACUGCAUCAUCUCUGCGUAUCAGAAACAUAUCCUGACCCACAGAGCUCAGGAGGCAAUGGACAUCGAAGGAUCGGAGGAGGACUCCAAUUAAAGCUGUCGCCGUGGAAACAGCAUCAACCCCAGCCUCGCCGUCGCCAUGGAGACCUUGAUGCUUGGAUGGGAAUUUUUAUUUUUUUAGAUGAGAUGAUAAGCUAAGGAUGAUUCGUUGAGUACGGCAUCACAUAUUUGCUUUGUGGUUCAUUAAAAUGAAAUUUGAACUGAA
Molecule: messenger RNA, 1840 nt
Organism: Mugil cephalus (flathead mullet)
Lineage: Eukaryota; Metazoa; Chordata; Actinopteri; Mugiliformes; Mugilidae
Gene: ppm1na
Product: protein phosphatase, Mg2+/Mn2+ dependent, 1Na (putative)
Exons: 6
Coding region: 365-1669 (434 amino acids)
Biological process (GO): protein dephosphorylation; negative regulation of canonical NF-kappaB signal transduction; positive regulation of canonical Wnt signaling pathway
Cellular component (GO): nucleus; cytosol
Molecular function (GO): magnesium ion binding; protein serine/threonine phosphatase activity; manganese ion binding
Source: RefSeq, a predicted model, not a curated record